AUGGUGGCGUUUUUGUGGACGUUGCUACCGUGCUUGUUGGCACUGCUUGGAGUUGCCGUUCGGUGGUUCCUGCGAAGGCGCCAAACGUUCUGGUCCCGGUUUGGCAUUCCAGCGGCCCGCAACACACACCUGCUGUACGGGAACGUGGCAGGACUCGCGACAGUGCACCAUACGGCCACGAUUUUGCAGCGCCUUUAUCAAGAGUUUCGCGAGCGCCACUUACCGGCCGGAGGAUUCAAUUUGUUCUUCUCACCCGUGCUACUGAUCGUCGAUCGGACGCUAAUCGAGCGGGUGCUGGUGCAGGAUUUCGCCCACUUCCAGGAUCGUGGUUUGUAUGCCAGCAAAACGGUGAACCCGCUGAGCAGCGAAACGCUCUUUUCGCUGGCCGGUGAGCAGUGGCAACGGCGAAGGCUCCAUCUGCGGUCGGCUUUAGAAAUCGGCCAUGUGCGAUCGAUGUUUGCGGCAACCGCGCGAAUCGCGCACAGUCUUGCGGCGUACGUGGUCACGCAUGGCAAUCGGUUGGACCUGGAGUGGACCGACCUGACGGCUCGCUAUACGACGGACGUGAUCGGGAGCAGUGUGUUCGGUAUUGAUUGUCACUCUAUCCGUGAUCCUGGGGCGGAAUUUCGAGCCAUGGGAUACCGGGCGUUUCACUGCAGCUUAUGGCGCAUGUGGAAGCUACGCUUUGGAUACGCGUUUCGUCGUGUGGCCGACGCAUUGCGGCUGUACAUCAACGAACCGUCCGUUGAAAGGUUUUUCCUGCAACUGUGCCGUUCGACCAUACUGCACCGCGAGAGCUAUCAGACGGUCCGGCGCGAUUUCCUGCAGCUGCUAAUAGACAUGAAGGCGAACGGGCAGCUCGACAUGACAGAGGUGGCCGGACAGUGCUACUCCUUUUUCAUCGCCGGUUUCGAAACGUCCGCCAACCUGAUGAGCUUUUGCUUGUACGAGCUGGCAAAGAGCGGUCCGGUGCAGGAAAAGUUACGCUCCAGCAUAGUGGCGGCACUUGAUGAGACCGACGGGCAGCUGAGCUAUGACAUGGUGAUGUCUCUCGGCUACCUGGAUCAGGUGGUCAAUGAAACACUUCGAAUGUACCCCCCGGUAGAUUAUCUGUUUCGCGUGUCUAACUGCGACUAUCCGAUUGAGCAUCUAGGAACUAUCCCACGCGGAACUCUGGUGGUUGUUCCCGUUCACGCUUUGCAUCAUGAUCCCGAGUAUUACCCUCAACCGGAGGUGUUCGAUCCGGAUCGCUUUGGCGGAAACGCCAAGUCGACCAGCCCGCUUCCAGACGCGCCUUUUAUGCCGUUCGGAUUAGGACCACGGCACUGCAUCGGUUCCACGUUUGGGUUGAUGCUCGUUAAGGUUGGUCUGGUGUCGUUGCUGCGAUCGUUCCGGUUCUCAUUGAACACGAAUCGUACACCGGCAAGCAUCAGCUUUAAACCGCGUUCGCUCGUUCUUGCCCCCAGCAGUGGUAUGUAUUUGAACGUUGAACGAAUAUAA
Anopheles nili is the source of this 1500-nucleotide messenger RNA. RefSeq names its product cytochrome P450 6a22-like. Gene Ontology annotation, molecular function: iron ion binding; heme binding; monooxygenase activity. NCBI's taxonomy places the organism in Eukaryota, Metazoa, Arthropoda, Insecta, Diptera, Culicidae. The transcript has 2 exons. Bases 1 to 1500 code for a protein of 499 amino acids. The record is from RefSeq and is a predicted model, not a curated record.